CAACAUUGCUAAAAAUGAAUAGUGUAGCUACGUAUGAAAAUCUUAGUAAUGGGUUUUCUGGUCAAUCUGACUUUUCUGCAACCAUUGGUUCAGCUUGUUCUUCUGAAGAAAUUCUCUACAGGGUGUUCUCGGAUAACAUGUUUCGGGAGGAUGAUGAUUCCAAGAAAACAGUCAAAUUUGGCGAUGUAAUUGUAGAAGAUGAAGCUCCACUUUAUGAGGUUGACUCGCCCAACGACAACAAGGGAAACUUACUACUUUCUAUGUUCGCCCACACACAUGAAAAGGAUUCAAAAGCCUUCAACUUACAGAGUAACGGAAGCGCCACCGAAGAAGAAGAGGAGCCCUUGGAAACCAAGGAUAAUUGCAAAUGGUAUUCAGACUAUCCCAAAGUGGACAAUAACGCCAACUCAGAAGAUAAUGGGAAUUUGACAACGGAUGGCUCUCAAGCAAACCUUUGUAAUGACAAAUUGCGGACUUUACGUGAGAAACCAUUACGCAGUAACACAGAGAGACUCGAGACUAAAAACUCACCGAUUCACAUUCCUAAAGACACUUUUACCUCUAUUGAAAUGGAUAAAACUGUCUCAAAACCUUUGGAGAGCUCAUCACCUAAAACUCCCCGGAGCAGGAGAAAAGCGCCUAGGCAGAAAGCAAUUCUCAAGGAGCAGAAUGAGAAAUUGAUUGAACAAACGAUGGCACUCAGCAGUUGUAUAACAGUACAGCAGCAGACUAUAAACAAUUAUGAAACACUAGUGCUUGACAUUCAAAGAGACUUCGAUAAAGUGAAGGCGAAAUAUGAAGCCUGCUUGCAAGAAAAUAUCAUCUCGGGACAAAACUUGGAGGCUGCCACUGAAGCAUUUGAAAGCACUAAGUUUCAGUUAGAUGCAUUGUCAAAAAUUAAAGAGCUUGGCAUUUCCGACGAUAGCUAUGCACCUAAAUUUGGGAAUUUUUCUGCGUAUUCGGAACAAAACUAUGAAAUCAUGAGAAAUCUCAUCUAUGAGCUACAACAUAAAAACACCUGCUUGGAAGAAGUGUGUUCGCUUUUGAGCAAAAAGAUGAACAGCAUGUAUAGAUAUACAAUUGCGCCGGCACUACAUCUCGCCAGUUCAGACAUUGAGUCCACCAACGAAACAUUGAGCUUUGAUUCCAAAAACUCAAUCCAGGAGUACAUGGAUGCCAGCUAUUCUAUUUUCGAAAACAUUCAAAAACUAACCAGGGUUGGUGAAAGUGGAGAAGACUACGAGAACGAGAAGGUUCGGGCCAUUAAUGACAUAGAAGCCUACUUUGACCACUUGAACUCCUUGGUUGUUGACAAGCUUGAAGACCUUGUCAGGCGAAAGCCUCAAUAACGGGAAAUAGUGUAUAAAGUGUUGUUAGUUUGUAAAAGAUUUUUGUAGGAAAGGUCAAAAUCGGUAUACG
Molecule: messenger RNA, 1419 nt
Organism: Pichia membranifaciens NRRL Y-2026
Lineage: Eukaryota; Fungi; Ascomycota; Pichiomycetes; Pichiales; Pichiaceae
Exons: 1
Coding region: 15-1349 (444 amino acids)
Source: RefSeq, a predicted model, not a curated record